Messenger RNA from Adineta ricciae, 207 nucleotides. NCBI's taxonomy places the organism in Eukaryota, Metazoa, Rotifera, Eurotatoria, Adinetida, Adinetidae. The record is from the annotation of a GenBank genome assembly.
AUGGAAUGUUGGUCGCAAGGACGAGUUGCUUUAGUAAAUGAUGCGGGUUAUUGUCCUACUCGUGUCACUGGUAUGGAAACAACUCUAGCUCUUGUUGGUUCUUAUAUUUUGGCUGGUGAAAUCGGACGAUGUCAGGAUCAUGUAGAAGCAUUUAAACAAUAUGAAAUGCUGAUGCGUCCAAUCGUUACUAAAGCUCGAAAAAUAUGA